AUGGCUGACUCCAAGUUGAGCGUUGCGAUGGCUGAGGAAACCAAGCCUGACGCGAAGACCGUGCAGGUGCUCCAGGACAUGGCCAAUCGCCUGCGCAUCCAGUCUAUCAGGGCCACGUGCGCCUCGAGCUCCGGCCACCCCACAUCGUGCAGCAGUGCUGCUGAGAUCAUGGCCGUGCUGUUCUUCCACACCAUGAGGUAUAAACAGGCGGACCCGGACGACCCGGACAAUGACCGAUUCGUCCUCUCCAAGAGACUGUCGUUUGUUGAUGUGGCAACCGGAUGGCUCGGGCAAGGACUGGGGGCCGCGUGCGGGAUGGCAUAUACUGGCAAGUACUUUGAUAAGGCCAGCUACCGGGUGUUCUGCCUCUUGGGAGAUGGCGAGUUCUCGGAAGGCUCCGUCUGGGAGGCGUUGGCCUUCGCUUCCCACUACAGUCUGGACAAUCUUGUGGCCGUCUUCGACGUGAACCGCCUGGGCCACAGUGGCACCUUGCCCCUUGAGCACUGCAUAGACGUCUAUCAGAAGCGCUGCGAAGCCUUUGGGUGGAAUACUUAUGUGGUAGAUGGCCGUGAUGUGGAGGCGCUGUGCCAAGUGUUCUGGCAGGCAGCUCAGGUGAAGAACAAGCCCACUGCUGUGGUUGCCAAGACCUUCAAGGGCCGGGGUAUUCCAAACGUUGAGGAUGCAGAAAAUUGGCAUGGAAAGCCAAUGCCAAAAGAAAGAGCAGAUGCAAUUAUCAAACUAAUUGAGAGCCAGAUUGAGACCAACCAGAAUCUCGAACCAAAACCGCCUAUUGAAGACUCGCCUCAAAUCACCAUCACGGAUAUAGAAAUGACCUCUCCACCUGCUUACAAAGAUGGUGACAAGAUAGCUACUCGGAAAGCAUGUGGUUUGGCUCUGGCUAAGCUGGGCCAUGCAAAUAAUAGAGUCAUUGUGCUGGAUGGUGACACCAAGAACUCCACCUUCUCUGAGAUAUUCAAGAAGGAGCACCCCGAGCGGUUCAUCGAGUGUUUCAUUGCUGAGCAAAACAUGGUGAGCGUGGCACUGGGAUGCGCCAUUCGUGAUCGGACCAUUGCUUUUGUUAGCACCUUCGCUGCCUUUUUGACCCGAGCAUUUGAUCAGAUCCGAGUGGGAGCCAUCUCUCAAAGCAACAUUAACCUUAUUGGGUCCCACUGCGGGGUAUCCGUAGGUGAAGAUGGCCCCUCCCAGAUGGCCCUGGAGGAUCUGGCCAUGUUCCGAGCUGUUCCCAACUGCACUAUUUUCUAUCCAAGUGACGCCAUCUCAACGGAGCAUGCUGUUUUCCUGGCGGCCAAUACCAAGGGGAUGUGCUACAUUCGGACCAGCCGCCCGGAGACCUCAGUCAUUUAUACUGCGCAAGAAAGCUUUGAGAUUGGACAGGCCAAGGUCGUCCGCCACAGUGUCAACGACAAGGUCACUGUUAUUGGAGCUGGAGUUACUCUUCAUGAAGCCUUAGCAGCUGCUGACGAUCUUUCCAAGCAAGAUAUUUCUGUCCGCGUCAUCGACCUGUUUACCAUUAAACCCCUGGAUGCUGCCACCAUCAUCUCCAAUGCGAAAGCCACAGGUGGCCGGAUUAUCACAGUGGAGGAUCACUACCCAGAAGGUGGCAUCGGGGAGGCUGUCUGUGCUGCUGUCUCCAUGGAACCUGACAUCUUAGUCCAUCAGCUGGCAGCGCCAGGAGUGCCUCAGAGUGGGAAGCCAAGUGAGCUGCUGGAUAUGUUUGGAGUCAGUGCCAGACAUAUCAUAGUGGCUGUGAAAUGUAUGUUAAUGAACUAA
Messenger RNA from Equus quagga, 1791 nucleotides. RefSeq names its product transketolase like 1 (gene TKTL1). The transcript has 13 exons. Bases 1 to 1791 code for a protein of 596 amino acids. Gene Ontology annotation, molecular function: thiamine pyrophosphate binding; transketolase activity. NCBI's taxonomy places the organism in Eukaryota, Metazoa, Chordata, Mammalia, Perissodactyla, Equidae. The record is from RefSeq and is a predicted model, not a curated record.